AUGUCGUCUGCAUCGUCGUCGACAGGAUCCCUGGACGAGCGAGCUUAUGCUGAAGAUCAAAUGUCCAUGAUGUCCUCAAGUUUCGAUCCUUCGGAUCCACUUAGUUUUCUACUCAGCCAUGUAUCUCACACUGACUCCAGUACGGAGGAUACGUCGUCCUCAUCUCAAGGCGAGAGCCCGCCCGCCGAUUGGUCCAUGUUUUCAAAUAUCUGGCCGACGCAUGAGGGUAUCGAGGAACAGAGUCAGGCGAAGUUCGACCCCGCAAUGGACUUUGACUUCUCGCUGCCAAUGGACAUGGACUUCAACGGGUCGAUGGCUGUUCAACCCAGCGACCUCCACUUCGAUAACAAGCUCUUCGUCGAGGCCGCGCUUGCUGCACCGACCAACCCGGCGAUGUACUCCCCAGAGUCAUUGGCGCUUCAGUACCCCAUGUACGCGGAUAUGGUUAUCACCGCUUCUCAGGCGGCCCAACACCUUCAAUCUGGGCCGAGGCGAUUGAGUAUCACGUCGUCGUCUUCAUCGUCAGGCGCGUCGCUGUCGCCGGCCAUGGAUCAUGCCGUUACAACCGAACCAUCGUCUGGGGCAAACUUUGAACACCCAAUAGACCCCGCGCACGAGCUCGCGCAACGUGUCAGGCUGGCUGCCGGAGUGACGCUUGCCGUUCCCGUUCAGGGACAAACCCAACACAUACCGCAUUCGACUGAGGUUCAGAAGUUACCUAUUCCCCGCCUUGCUCGCCCGACUCCCCCACCCUCUUCCUCAGUCAAACGUUCCUCUCCGAAGCCGUCCCCAUCUCCGCCUAUACUUCAAGAUAUCUCUGUGCCCUCAUCUGCAGUGUCGUCUCCCCCAGGUUCAGAUACGACUGGCUCUUCUCCCGUUUCCACGCCCUCUGCAACGGCCCCAACACCCACGACUACUGUGAUUGGACGUCCGAAAACAAGUCACACGACGAUUGAGCGACGGUACCGGACCAAUCUGAAUGCGCGGAUACAAAGUUUGAAGAAUGCAGUCCCAGCAUUGAGAGUGCUUGAUCAGAAGAAAGACGAUGGAGACGUGAAAGACGAUGUGGAUGAUAGGGGCUUCGCGGAUGGUGUUAAAGUCGCGAGGAAAAUCAGCAAAGCAAACAGACGCGAGGCACGCCUGAAGCGCGAACAGGACGGGCUACGUUCGCUUGUUUCCGGCCUCGUCGGCGGACCUGCACUUCUGCGAGAAUGGGAGCGGGAGUGGACUCAAAGAUUCGGAGGCGCCGAAAGAGAUGAGGUGGAGAACGACGGAUCUGCGACAGAUGACGAAGGAGAUGAUGGCGAAAGCGAAGAUGGCGGUGACGAGGAAGAGACUGGCCGCGCGCGGAAGAAGCCAAAGGUUUCCAAACCUGCGCCAAAGAAAGAGCGUUCGAGUAAGCCUACUCCCAGCGCGAGUGCAAGCACUGCAACUGCAUCAGGCGUCGUUCCCGAGAAACGAAAGCGAGGCAGACCGCGCAAAGUUCCUAUUCAGCCUAUCUCGCCUGUGGAUACCUCUAUGGCCGGUUUAGCGGUCCCGAUGGAUGUAGGCACCACUGAGCAGCGGAUGAUGCAAAAUUUUGCGCCUGCGCAAGCUCAGGCGCCCGCACCACAACAGUAUCUGCUUGCUGCUUUCGCAUUCUUCUCAUUCUUCAAUUCACCCCUUACAUCGUCGCCACCCUCGUAUGCACAUCACAGUCAUUCUGGCUCUGUCCUCACUUCGCCUUCGUCCUAUGCUACAACAUCGGUUUCAAGGUACGCGUUUGGGUGGCAGGGGCUGAUACAAGCGUUCCACCUUUUGGUGUCAGCGCUUGUCUUCAUCUCUAUCGUAUUCCCGCUCCUGCCCAAGACGCUGCGCAUUGGGCGCCUGUUGUCAUUGACGGCACUUCGGGCCGGUGAUUUGCCGACGCCCCCGCCUUCACCUACAUCGGAGACACCUCUCUCUUCCCGCAAGAAUGAUACUUUCAAUCGUGUCGCACUCAUUGAUGCGCUCUCGCCAUCGUGUCAUGGUAGGCCAGAUGAAGCGGAACAGUUACGGGCGGCGCUGGGCGUAUACCCUGGCGCUAUCGGGUUGGUACAGGGAAUAUUGAAAGGAUGGAAGCGCAGCGGGAGGGGAAUCGAGCGUAUGCAGCUGGAGCAGCGAGCUUGGGUUCGGUUGGGCGAAUUGGUUGCGCUCAAUGACUCAUUGCGAUUCAGCACACGUCUUUCGGCAUACUGGGGCAUGAUCUCGCAUACCUCUUCUUUUUCAGCCUCGACUAUAGAUCUCGUGACACUAGCGCUCAUCAUUUACCCUUUCUCUCACACGAAGGCGUCAGCUCUUUGGGCGAAGGCCAGCAGAGCACGCGUUGUCCGACCUUUUGAGCGUCUGGUUCUGGACCACAUGACGGUGGACGAAGCCGCUUCUCGACUUGCUCAGCUCCGUACCUCCAAGAUCAGUGACACGGAUGUGUGUCGCUUCCCAGACUAUGACCGACACAGCCCUCUUUCCGUUCUCGCGACCUUACUCAUCCGCGAACAGGUACACCGGCAUGCAGCUCUACUCUUCGUGCGCACUGUUCUGCACGAGUCGGCUGAAGACGGUGCUCCCGCCCACGUCUAUGAUGCGAAGAAAGAGCACAGACAGGAACAGGAGCGCCGCAUGUGUAUCGAGGCUGGUAAGUCUAUGGGCGGCCGACCGGCGGAGCUUGCAGCUCUUUUGGAGCGUAUAUGGCAAGCGGGCUUCGUCAAGCACGAAGACAUCUCGCAAUCUCCUUCGGAAGAUCAAGAUGAUGAGUGUGAUGGCGAAGAAGCCGAGAUCCGUACGCUGAUUACCGCCCUCGUAUUGUACCGCCGGCUGUUCCCGUCCGCGCUCGUCCCAUUCUCGGGGACCGGUCGUGGAGGCAUCUCACUUAUCCUUUCGCCGCCGCCCUCACCGUCGAGGAGGAACGCGAAGCUGCACAUGGCUCUGCGUGUCGCUCUCGACUCGGAGGCGUUCGAUUAUGCGGGCGAGGAUGCGGGAGAGAUGGGCGCUGCUCUGGACGACGCGAGGGACCGGGUGGUCGAUAUGUUGGUCGAGGCGGACAGGGCCGCGCGUGUCCGGAGAGGUUGA
This is a messenger RNA of Heterobasidion irregulare TC 32-1, 3087 nucleotides long. RefSeq lists its product as uncharacterized. Bases 1 to 3087 code for a protein of 1028 amino acids. NCBI's taxonomy places the organism in Eukaryota, Fungi, Basidiomycota, Agaricomycetes, Russulales, Bondarzewiaceae. Gene Ontology annotation, molecular function: protein dimerization activity. The transcript has 4 exons. The record is from RefSeq and is a predicted model, not a curated record.